CUGUUCAGUCUGGAGAAGAGAAGACUGAGAGCUCAAAGACAUGUCCUCACGUACAUGGAGGAUGCAGUGAGCCAGCUGCUGGAGAACAGAGAAGAUAUUAGUCAGUAUGGCAUUGCCAGGUUCUUCACUGAAUAUUUUAACAGUGUUCGUCAAGGAACACACGUUUUGUUCCGUGAAUUCAGCUUUGUCCAAGCUACCCCUCAUAACAGGGCAUCUUUUCUUCGGACCUUUUGGAGAUGUUUCCGAACAGUGGGGAAAAACGGAGAUUUGCUAACAGCACAGGAAUACCACUGCUUGCUGCAGCUGCUCUGCCCUGACUUCCCCAUGGAACUCACUCAGAAGGCAGCAAGGAUUGUGCUGAUGGAUGACGCUAUGGAUUGCCUGAUGUCUUUUUCUGACUUCCUCUUUGCCUUCCAGAUCCAAUUCUACUACUCAGAGUUCCUGGAAAGUGUGGCUGCCAUUUAUCAAGAUCUAUUGGCUGGUAAGAGUCCAAACACUGUGAUUGUGCCAACAUCAUCCUCUGGGCAACAUCGGCAGCGGCAGCCUCCGAAUGACUGCAGCCCACUCGACGGGGUAGAGGCAUCUCUCUUCUACCAAUGCCUAGAGUCCUUGUGUGACAGAUCAAAAUACAGCUGUCCACCUUCUGCUCUUGUGAAGGAAAUGCUCAGUAGUGCACAAAGGCUGACCUUCUAUGGAUUCCUUAUGGCACUUGCAAAGCAUCAGGGGAUCAACAGAGCCCUAGGGGCUCUGCCAGAUAAAGGAGACUUGUUUCUGGACCCUGCCAUGGAUCAGGAACUUGAGAAAUUGGUAGCUCAGGUUUCAGGGCUUUCCAUCUCUGCUCCCGCCAGUGCCUGUGGAGAUGCAGCUAAUUUGUCUGCCCGUAACUUGCCCAGGAUUAGCUCUCCCUGGAAGCCUCUCCACCAUCGUCGAAAAAUGGAUGCUGAGAGCGAAGGCUCCAAUGAAGAGACAGACUCCUCUGAAAACUGAAGGUUGUGAAGGUCAGCACCAUUCCCAUCCCGGCUUUCUCCAGACCUCUCUGCAGGAACAGCACCUUCUCCCGGAGCAUCUGGUCUGACAGGUUUCGUCCACAUCUCUAGUGCACGCGUGGCUGUGCCAGUCCCUGCUGCUUGGUCCACCAGUCUCUUCCCAGGAAGAACGCUGCCAUCCUCCUAGCUCCAAAUUCGUGAAUAGCUCCUCUGCAGAAGCCAUUUACAGCUGCAGAGUUAUGCUACCCUCUGCUGGCAAGUAAGACAAACCAGGAGAUGCUAGGUCUGCCUCUACGUGGAAAAUGGUAGAGGAUUCUCUCACCAGGGCACUCUCUCACACGGUUCAGCAGGUGCUGGAGCAGUGGGAAUGCUAGUGCAGGCUGGUUGCCAGUGUUUUGUUGUGUAGCUGUGUUCAGGCUUAGCCUAGACAAUAGAGUGGUUAAAUCA
Molecule: messenger RNA, 1433 nt
Organism: Struthio camelus australis
Lineage: Eukaryota; Metazoa; Chordata; Aves; Struthioniformes; Struthionidae
Source: RefSeq, a predicted model, not a curated record